Molecule: messenger RNA, 722 nt
Organism: Oncorhynchus mykiss (rainbow trout)
Lineage: Eukaryota; Metazoa; Chordata; Actinopteri; Salmoniformes; Salmonidae
Source: RefSeq, a predicted model, not a curated record
GAGUCAUGAACGAUUCUGAAGAUAAAAGGAACAACUUGUUUCAGAGUUUCUCCCUUUAUAAAAUCAACGCAACUGCAGAGAGAGACCAGCUACAGACCAGAUACAACAACCUGACUGAAGAGAAAGGUCAUAUUCAGGCAAAGCUUUUUGUGAUAGAGCAGCAUUGUCAGGAGGGAUGGAGAUACUUUGACUACAAGUUCUACUUCCUGUCUACUGAGAAGAAAACCUGGGAGGAGAGCAGACAGGACUGUCUGGAGAGAGGAGCAGACCUGGUGAUCAUAAACAGCAGAGAGGAACAGACAUUUGUCUUCAACCUCCACCUGAGAGCCUGGAUUGGUCUAAGUGACUCUGUUACUGAGGGGACCUGGAAGUGGGUGGACGGCACCCCACUGACCACAGGGUACUGGGGGAAAGGACAGCCUGAUGAUAGAGGGCAAGAGGACUGUGCUGAGAUAUACUAUGGACAAGAUGACCCUGUAAAGACAUGGAAUGAUGACAAAUGUGGCACAAAUCAUAACUGGAUCUGUGAGAAAGUGGUGUAACAAUAACCCACAGUAACAAACAGUCUCUGUCUCUCGCUCUGUUAUUGUUAUGUUGAUGGUUGAAUACAGUACUUUGAUGCGGAAUUUAAUCCCAGUGCAGGAACACCAACGGGCGGAAAUUUCAGAACGCCAACUAUAGUUUUCGAUAAAACUCAAACUUUCAUUAAAACACACAUGCAA